Messenger RNA from Sporisorium graminicola, 1299 nucleotides. RefSeq lists its product as uncharacterized. Gene Ontology annotation, molecular function: purine nucleosidase activity. NCBI's taxonomy places the organism in Eukaryota, Fungi, Basidiomycota, Ustilaginomycetes, Ustilaginales, Ustilaginaceae. The record is from RefSeq and is a predicted model, not a curated record. The transcript has a single exon. The coding region runs from base 1 to 1299 and encodes 432 amino acids. Gene Ontology annotation, cellular component: cytosol. Gene Ontology annotation, biological process: purine nucleoside catabolic process.
AUGACACAGACAAUAGCGACAACGGCAUCGCCGACGCCGCUGAUCAUCGACACGGAUCCCGGCGUAGACGAUGUGCUUGCCAUCUUGCUCGCCCUCGCUUCGCCGGACGAAGUCUCGAUCAAGGCAAUCACGCUGACGUUUGGCAACACGACGCUCGACCAUGCCCACGCAAACAUCCUCAGGACGGGCGCCGUAUUGCAACGCCAUCUGGCCGACCCUUCUACUCCGGAUAGGGUCAAGCAAACCUACCGUGCUUUCAGUGCCAACGCUGAUCCCAUCGUCGUUGCUUCUGGAUCGACACAACCUCUGGGCGGCAAGAUGUUCACCGCCUCUUACUUCCACGGCCGUGACGGUCUGUCUGGGGUGCACUGGCUACCGAGCGAUCCGUUUCCCGUACCCAAAGAGGUGCCGGCGCCCCUGGCUCCCACAGAUACGCACGCAGCCGAUGUGAUCCUUGAUGUGAUUCGGCAACAUCCCCCGCACACUGUCCGGAUCGCAGCACUGGGUCCACUCACCAACCUCGCCGCUGCCUUCCGCAAGGAUCCAGAGACAUUCGCCAAGGUAGGCGGCAUCUCUGUGAUGGGCGGCGCGUUUGACGUGCCGGGCAACACGUCACCCCUCGCCGAGUUCAACUGGUAUGCCGACCCGUAUUCGGUGCGGGUACUGAUCGACGAGGCUCCCCGACACCCGGCGCUUCACGGCAAGAGGCUACCGAUCCAGGUCCUGCCGCUCGACAUUACCUCGCCUCACACUGUACCUUAUUCCAGCCUGGUCAAGGGCACCUACGAGACACCAGAGGAUGCACCUCAAGGUGUCAGUCAUCUGGAAAGGUUCAUCGGCACGUUUCUAACACACCCUCGGGCAUUCACCAACAACCUUGUCGCACCGGAGGAGUUCCACCCGGAUCAGCACGACCUCUUUGAAGCGCACGACCCCUUGGCUGUAGCGCACGCCGUGUUUGCCCCCAUGCCUGCUUCCGGCUCAGUAGAUGGCAAUGGUUGGAAGCAUGCCCCGCGUCGAUUCCAGAUCGAAACCUCCGGUGAUCUCACUCGAGGCUUUUGCGUCGUAGACCGUAGAUUCACGGGCACGGGGCACGGGAGUAGCAGAAAGAGGGGCGGCAAUCGAGCGGAAGAUGCGGAGGAGCAGCUGCAACACACGAUCGACAAGGUUGAUGCUCCCCUUCAUCCCAAAAGCGUCGAGGCGCUAGACGAGUCGCAGAUUGGGCUGGUGGACGAAGUGACUGGCACGCCGGGGAUUGACUGGUUUGCGAACAUGUUUUUGGAGCGUAUUGGAUUGUGA